Naegleria lovaniensis is the source of this 1275-nucleotide messenger RNA. RefSeq lists its product as uncharacterized. Bases 1 to 1275 code for a protein of 424 amino acids. Gene Ontology annotation, molecular function: protein-L-isoaspartate (D-aspartate) O-methyltransferase activity. Gene Ontology annotation, biological process: protein modification process. The transcript has a single exon. Gene Ontology annotation, cellular component: cytoplasm. The record is from RefSeq and is a predicted model, not a curated record. Lineage: Eukaryota; Heterolobosea; Eutetramitea; Acrasida; Naegleriidae.
AUGUCUCAACAACCAUCCACCGAUCCUGUACUCACUGCUUUCAAGAAGUUCUUUUCAAUUCUUUCCGAUCGAUCAACUUCGAUCCUUCUCAGCUCUUUUGGAAUUGCUUCUACUGCCUUCCUCUUUUGGAAAUAUUUCACAAAUUCCAAACCGUCCACUUCCGUCGACAAAACUCACGAAACAUCCUCCCAACCUCGAAAUCAUCAUUCCUUUUCCUCCAAUGAAGAAUUAAUUCAACAUUUAAAAAAUUCGACACAUCUUUCUCCGAUUUUGGAAAAAAUUUUCACACAAACUGAUCGAGGAAAAUAUGCCGUCGAUGUUGAAUUAGAAAAUUCCAAAGAUUUAGAAGUGGUUCGACCCUAUGCUGAUGCUGCUAUGCCUCUUCGAUGCAAUGCCACAAUUUCUGCUCCUCAUAUUCAUGUCACUUGUCUAAAUGCAUUCAUUGAUGUUUUUGAGCAAGCAAGUCAAAACAAACAUGAUCCCUCUGCAUUGUCAACAACAUCGAAUUUUUCAUGCUUAGAUGUAGGAAGUGGAAGUGGUUUUGUGAGUGCUGCGUUGUGUCACUUGUCAGAAUAUUUUGACUUGAAUGCCAAAAUUUUAGCCAUCGAUCAUAUUCAAGAAUUGGUCGAUUUGGGUUUCAACAAUGUCCAACACGAUGAGAAUUCUAACAAAUUUUUGCAAACCUCUACUCGUUCUUCUUCAACAAGGGACAUUCAAUUAAUUUUCAAAAAAGGAAAUGGCUACGAUUCACAACUCAUUCGAACACUUUUUAACGAUUCCUUUCGCCAUUCAGAAUUUGAAACUCCAAAUCAUUCCGAACCAUUGUUUGAUAUUAUUCAUGUGGGAGCUGCGUGCCCUUCGAUUCCAAAACAUCUUUAUGAACUGCUCAAACCAAAUGGAAGAAUAAUUUGUCCAGUCGGUCCUUCAAUUGGAACUCAGGAAUUACUUUGUAUUUGUAAGUCAGAAAAGAAAAAUUCAACAAUUACCAAAUUAGGACAAGAACAUGGAGAGGACUUUGCACCAACAACGAAUAUUGAACAUGGAGAAACAACGACUCAAAUGCUUGUACAAUGUAUUGCCAAAGUUCAUUUCGUUCCAUUAUUUUCCAAUGAACAAGAUCAAGAACGUCAUUUCAAUCGAUCCAAUCCAAAAGUAGUGGUCAACCCAAAUACUGGAGAGAAAUUUAUUGUUCUUCCUUAUUUGCAUUUGUGUGGAGAUGAUUCGAAGGAAUCUAUUAAGAGUUUACAAGAUAUUAAAUGGCAAGGAGAUGAAUAA